Molecule: messenger RNA, 1671 nt
Organism: Neoarthrinium moseri
Lineage: Eukaryota; Fungi; Ascomycota; Sordariomycetes; Amphisphaeriales; Apiosporaceae
Exons: 2
Coding region: 1-1671 (556 amino acids)
Biological process (GO): amino acid transmembrane transport
Cellular component (GO): membrane
Molecular function (GO): amino acid transmembrane transporter activity
Source: RefSeq, a predicted model, not a curated record
AUGGCCAUACCCUCCGAUCAACGCUCCACAAGUCCCAAGAACGAUGAUGUUGAGAAGAAUGCCGACAUGUCCAGGAUUCAAAGUACUGGUGAAGGCCAGGUUACUGAACAACACGGCACGAAACGAGCAAUCAAGCCUCGCCACGCGCAGAUGAUUGCAAUUGGAGGAAGCAUCGGCACAUCGUUGUUUAUAGCGUCGGGUCAAGCUCUUGCUGCUGGAGGACCGGCAAUCCUGUUGAUUGCCUAUAUCGUGAUGUCUCUUCUUGUUUACGGCGUUGUCACAGCCGUUGUCGAAGUUGGCGCUCACUUACCACUCGAGGGGGCUUCCAUGUCCAUGCAUUGCCGCCGCUAUGUUUCUAAGUCACUGGGUGUGGCUUUAGGAUACCUCUAUUUCUACUCUUACGGCAUUAUUGCCGCCUAUGAGAUCACUACUGCGACAAUACUUAUAAAUUAUUGGCCCCAUAGCGUCCACAAGGCCGUGUGGAUCACGAUCAUCAUGGUCAUCAUCAUUGCACUAAACGCUUUCCCCGUCCGCGUAUAUGCCGAGGCAGAAUUUUGGUUUGCGAGCAUCAAAGUUGCCCUGAUUGUGGGUCUUUUGAUUCUAUCACUGGUUUUGAUGCUUGGGGGAGGACCAAAUCAUGAACGCCUUGGUUUCCGAUAUUGGUAUGAUCCUGGCGCUAUGAACGCAUUUAUCGUCACCGGAGCGAGUGGUCGCUUUGUUGCGUUCAUAUAUGUUCUGAUCUUAUCUGGAUUUUCCUUUUAUUUCAGCCCCGAGCUUAUAAUAGCGACAUCUGGCGAAAUGGUCAACCCUCGCAAGGAUCUCCCUAUUGCUUCUCGCCGUUUUUUCUAUCGUUUAAUGGUCUUUUAUAUCCUUGGCUCUCUGGCUAUUGGUGCCGUUUGUGCUUCAAACUCAUCAGGGCUUGUCUCGGGUACUGGAAAUGCCAAUUCAUCGCCGUGGGUCAUUGCUAUCCGUAAUUCCGGCAUCGAAGCACUGCCUUCCAUCGUCAAUGCCGGCAUUCUCACCAGCGCUUGGUCGGCCGGAUCCUCAUAUUUCUAUAUGUCAAGUCGUGCCUUAUAUUCUUUGGCGGUACUGGGAGAUGCACCGAAGAUAUUCUCCCAGUGCAAUCGAUGGGGCACACCACACUACGCCGUUUUCGCUGCGAGUCUUUUCAUGCCACUCGCUUACAUGUCCAGCAACUCUGAGGCAGGAGUUGUAUUCAACUGGUUCAUAAAUCUUACCAACACUGCAGGAUACACUUCCUGGGUUAUUUGCUGCAUCACAUUCCUCAGAUUUAGCGAAGCCAGCCAUAUUCAAGGCAUUACGCGAUCUCAUGCUUCAUUUAUCCAGCCAUUCGGUGCAUGGAUUUGUAUCAUCGUAUUUACGGCUUUGUGCUUGCUGAACGGUUUUACCGUUUUCUUCCCUGGCAAGUGGUCAAUCGGGAACUUUAUGUCAGCCUACAUAGGCAUCCCUAUCUUCAUGGCAGUCUGGGUCGGACACAAGGUGACUGUUGGAAGAAAGGACCCGUGGCUGAUGAGCCUGGGUGAGAUUGACCUGACAACGGGUUUGGACGUGGUUCAAGCGGAUGCUCAAACGUAUGAAGAGAACGAAAGAUUGCGUUCUAAUAAGUUUAGGCCUUGGGGAAUCAUAAGACGGGGAUUCUCACGUACUUAA